Molecule: messenger RNA, 2052 nt
Organism: Onthophagus taurus
Lineage: Eukaryota; Metazoa; Arthropoda; Insecta; Coleoptera; Scarabaeidae
Product: acetyl-coenzyme A transporter 1
Biological process (GO): acetyl-CoA transmembrane transport
Cellular component (GO): membrane
Molecular function (GO): acetyl-CoA transmembrane transporter activity
Source: RefSeq, a predicted model, not a curated record
CAUAACCUCAAAACCCGAUUCAUUUUUGACAGAACAUAAAAAAUCUUUUUAAUUUCGGUACAAUUCGCCCCAAAAAGUCGUUUUAUCUUUUUGUACAUCAUCAUCACCGUUUGCAUUUACAAACCAUUAUAAAGAUUGUAAAGAUAUGUAAAUUGCGGUAUCGUAAUGAUGCUUUAUAUUACGCGCGUAUUUCGACUGAAAGUUUCUUCGUUGGUGAACGCAAAAAUACAAAGAAAAAGAUGGAAAGGCGAAAGACCGCUAAAGCUCGAGAAAAUGAGUCGCUUUUGAUGGAAAAUGGGGACGCGUCUCGAGUUACAACCACCGGUUCUAACCUACAAGGUGAUAAACAGAAUAUUGCGUUGUUGUUCUUUCUGUAUACUUUACAAGGAAUUCCAUUGGGAUUAAGUGCUGCUAUUCCCAUGAUUUUACAAAAUCGUGGGGUUAGUUAUAAACAGCAGGCUGAAUUUAGUUUUGUUAAUUGGCCAUUUAGUUUAAAACUGUUAUGGGCCCCAAUAGUGGAUUCAAUGUUUUCAUCAAGAAUUGGAAGACGUAAAACAUGGUUAAUUCCAACUCAAUAUUUAAUAGGUGGAUUUAUGCUGUUUUUGAGUCACCAUGUCGAUGCGUGGUUAGGCGAUAAAGAGACAACCCCCAACAUUGGGAUUUUAACCCUACUUUUCUUCGCGUUAAAUUUCCUUGCUGCCACUCAAGAUAUAGCGGUGGACGGUUGGGCUUUAACAAUGUUAAAAAAAUGUAACGUCGGGCACGCUUCGACUUGUAACAGCGUGGGACAAACCGCCGGAUUUUUUUUGAGUUACGUUCUAUUCAUGGCCUUGGAAUCGCCAAGUUUUUCAAAUACUUAUCUAAGAACAGUUCCAAAAGAUGAAGGAAUUGUAACCCUUUCGGGAUUUUUAGUAUUUUGGGGUUGGGUCUUUAUUGUAAUAACAACAAUUGUAGCCGUUUUUAAAAAGGAAACUCAAAGUGUACAUUCCGCACACGUCGAAGGAGAAGUCGACAGAGACAUAAAGACUGCAUAUUUGUUUUUGAUACAGAUACUAAAAUUGAAACCGGUUCAAUUAUUAGUUGUGAUAUUAUUAACAAGCAAAAUGGGAUUUUCUGCCACAGAUAGCGUAAUGACCUUGAAAUUAGUUGAAUCUGGUAUUCCAAAGGAACGAUUGGGUUUGAUGGCGGUUCCUUUGAUACCGUUACAAAUCGCUUUGCCUUUAAUCAUUUCUAAAUACACAACGGGACCACGUCCUAUGGACAUUUUUAUUAAAUUCAUUCCUUAUCGGUUAUUAUUUGGGUUUGUGGCUGCCUUUUUGGUUUGGAUCACGCCCAUUUUAGCACCUAAUGCCACAGAGAGUAUUCCAUUAAUUUAUUAUGCGCUUUUAUUAAUCUGUUAUGUUUUGCAUCAGAUUUGUGUUUACAGUAUGUUUGUAUCAAUAAUGGCAUUUUUCGCAAAAAUCAGUGACCCCAUAGUCGGGGGGACUUAUAUGACGUUAUUAAAUACUUUAACGAAUUUGGGUGGAAAUUGGCCAGCGGCUGUCGCUUUAUUUUUCGUCGAUCCGUUAACGCGGAAAGAAUGCAUUGGAGGAACUGAAGGUUAUGAUAAUUUAUGUAGGGACACUAUCGAACAGGAACUUUGCGUUAGUAAAGGAGGAAAAUGUGUGAUACAAAUCGAUGGGUAUUAUAUCGAAACGCUGAUUUGCGCCGUUGUUGGAUUUGUUUGGUUGGCUUGGGCGAAAAGCCGGAUUAAAAGGAUACAAUCGUUCACUGAUGAUGAUUGGAAAAUAUCGAAACGAUCGAGAUAGUGCACAAAGAUGUGGUUGUUAUGUUGUUUGUGAUGGCACGGUUCUUUUUUAUUAAAUUUUUCAUAUUUCACCGGCGACGUGGUUAGAAAAUUAUUUUUUAUAUACAUGUUACAAUGAGAAAUAGCUAAUUAUUUUGCGUUAUUAAUUUAUUCGUUUUCGUUUAUCGAAUAUGUGACAAUAUCUAGAGUUUUUUGAUGAACUGUACAAAAUCUGGUUGAAUCAAUAAAUGUGAAUAGGUUUUUAA